This is a messenger RNA of Pneumocystis murina B123, 1545 nucleotides long. RefSeq lists its product as hypothetical. The transcript is spliced from 10 exons. The record is from RefSeq and is a predicted model, not a curated record. The coding region runs from base 467 to 1399 and encodes 310 amino acids. Gene Ontology annotation, cellular component: nucleolus; nucleus. Gene Ontology annotation, biological process: maturation of SSU-rRNA from tricistronic rRNA transcript (SSU-rRNA, 5.8S rRNA, LSU-rRNA). Lineage: Eukaryota; Fungi; Ascomycota; Pneumocystomycetes; Pneumocystales; Pneumocystaceae.
AAAGAAUGGUGCAUGAAAUAUAUAGAAAAACAAAAGGUCAAAAAAAAAAUAAGUUAAAUUCUCAGUUUUAUGAUCUUAAAAAUCCAAAAAUUGUUGAUACACAUGAUCCAGAGGAUAUCAUUGAUGAAAAUUGCUGGUCAGAUAGUAUUACAAGUUCAGAUGAUACAUAUACAGGUCGUGAACAUUAUUUGACAGUUGGGUAUAUUAUUUAAAGAAAUUAAAGAAAGUGGUUGAUUAUAUCUAUUUAAUAGAAAAAGAAAAAUAAGAGAUGAUGAUAUAAUAUUAGAAGAUAAGAAAUAUAUUGGGAAAAAAACAAGUUUAAAAGACUUAUAUCAAGAUAAUUAUGAUACGUUGGAUGAUAAAAUAAAAUAUAGAAAUUUUUCAGAUAAAGAUGAAGAAACAUCAGGUUCAAUAAUUAUGGAAGAUGGAACAUCUCAUCAUUAUGCUAAUUUAAGUGAUUUUUCUGAUGAUAUCAUUGAUGAGGAAACAGAAAAAAAAAAGACGUAAUGAAUUAAAAUCUUUCAUUGAAAAUGAACAAAAAAAUUUUGUUCAAGAAAUAGCAAAAAUGAACUCUUUGGAGAUUGAAAAAGGGAAACAUAUUCAAACACAAAUAAAAAUUUAUGAUUCUCUUCUUGAUGCGAGAAUAAGGUUACAGAAGGCUCUUGUUGCAGUAAAUUCUCUUUCUAUAGACUAUAAGAUUAAUGAUUUGGAAAAAAAUAAAUUAUUUAUUAAAAAUGUUGAAAAUGAAUCUAAUUCUUUAAUUGGUUGUUUGUCAGAAAUACGAAAAACGCUAAUCGAGAUGGACAAAAUUGAUGUUGAAUAUACUCUAGAAAGAAACAAGGACUUUAGUAAAAGUUCUCUUGAAUCCUUGUGCGAUAACGUUAUAGAUUUAGAUAAACAGAUUUUAACUUGGCAAAACGAGACUUUACUUAAAUGGUCUGAUAAAGUAAAGGCUACAUCUGUUCUCUCUUUAAAUAAAUUUAAUUCAUUAAAUCAAAAUAUUUUGGAUUUAAUUCAAAAAAAUAUGACAAAUAAAGAAAAGUUAUUAGAAGCAACGUAUAUUGAUAGAACUGAAAAAAAGCAACCAAAAAAUAAGGAACGCUUUGAUGACACUGAUUUUUAUCAAGCAUUGUUGUUUAAUUUAAUUAACAAGCGAAUGGUGGACUCAGGAAAUACUCAGGGACUGCGUUGGUCAAUUUUAAAACAAAAAAAGCAAAAAAAUAAUAUAGAUACUAAAGCAUCUAAAGGUCGUAGGUUACGAUAUCAUGUACACGAAAAGAUACAAAAUUUUAUGACGCCAAAUCCUGUUAAUUUAUGGGUUGAAGAAAAAAUAGAUAAUUUAUUUUCGAGUCUUUUUGGACAAAUACCAUUAGAUAAUAUUAUGAAAACUUGUGAUUAAAAAACGACAAUAUUAAUAUUUUUAUAACAGACUUUAAAUUUUUUAAUUAUUAAAAAAAAAAUUAAAAUGGGUUUUAAUUAUGAAAUGGCUGUAAAAUGUUUAUACUAUGUAGUUUAUAGCAAAAUAAAAUAUUUUUGGGAAAGUGG